AUGAAUCACUUCAGGAAGAUGGAGGUCAUCAACCUCACCACCCUACCUAUGAUACCAGUGGAUGAGCACCUGGCUGUCUCACUUGUCGCACGGAAUACAAUGCUGAAGACUGUGAGGAAGGAGUUAGAGAACAAUCCACCCUCGUGCCUUAUUGGCUCCAUGCACCAGGUGAACCAAAAGAUUGCUGACAUAAAUCUGCGUACCGAGCCGUCGGCCAACACCCUGGCAAUUGAGAGAUUUGAGUUGGAGAAGAAGGCUUUAAGAGAGAAAACUCGCAGCAGUCCAGGAGACAAAGUCAAGAGACAAAGAAAAUCUCAGUAUUCCUGCAAAGGCUCAGAACUCAGACAUGCCACAUCUUCUGUUAUAAAAAGGAAAACAGCAGAUAAAAAUCUGCUGGCGGAGCUGUACCAGUAUUCCAACUUUAACAGCUCCAAGCCAAACAAGCUUCCGAAUGGUGUGGACUUCUGUGACAUGGUGGGCAACGUGGUCCGGGCUGAGAGAGAUUGCCUUAGUGGAAAGCGUUUCUGUUCAGGUAGAGAAUUAGAGAAGUUUCUCUCUUCUCCUUCUCCAAGAGCCAUCUGGCUAGAUAGCUUUUGGUGGAUAUUUCAUGAGAGGUACCAGCCAAACAAGAAGCUCCAGAAUAAUCUGUUCGACCGGAUAGCCCAGCACUACGCCUUACUUUUGUUUCGUGUACCCAAGUCCCACUAUGAAGAGGCGCUCUUAAAAAGGCUGCCAUUACUUCUGAGCAAAGCUGUGUACACCAGCUUCUGUUGCUGCUUCCCACAGUCCUGGUUCAACACACACGAAUUCAAGUCUGACAUCUGUAACACAAUGAGCCUGUGGAUUUCAGGCACCUGUCCUAGCCCACAGAGCUAUGACAGCUGGGACUACUCGGAACUAGACCCAGAGCGAUUCCGCAGAGAAGAAUUAAUGUUAUACAGAAGAAGACCGAUAAAGGGGAGAGAGUUUUCUUUGUUUGCUGGUAAGAGAGCCUUCUCCCAGAAGCCAGCCCAGAACAGGAAAUUCUACCACCCUCAGUCUUCUAGUGCAAAUUCACCCAAUGAAAAAGCCUCUUCGGCCAAGCAGAACUCAGAAAAAAGCUUACGAAUGCAGAAUACUGCAAAAGAGCAUCAUUGUCAGACCCUGGUCUUGAAGAAACCUACACAAGAAGUCAAGAGGAUAUCAGAAGCAAGAGAAUGUGAGAAUAUGUUUCCUAAAAAGUCAUGUGCUGCCUGCAAAAGCCCUGAGCUGACUUCAAACCUCUUCAACAUUUAUGGGAAGAGCCCUCUGAUUGUGUACUUUCUCCAGAACUACGCCAAUCUGCAGCAGCACGGCAAGAAUGUGUUGAUAGUCAGAAGGGAAAAGACCACGAGCACCCCUGACUGCACCCCAACAUAUACUGAUGUCAUCAACGAGACCCUGUGCAGCAUGAAGAAGCGGAAAGACAACCUCAAUCAGUUGUACCAGCGUCACUGGACUGAAUGGAAUUAUUUUGACAAGCAUCUAAAGGAACUGCAAGACAACUUCUCCAGGGAAAUGAAGAAUAUUGAUCAAAAAGCAGCAGAUAAAAAAAAGGCAAACCACAUGUUCAUCCCACCUUCAGCUGUCAAUGAGGAAUCACCUGACAAGAAAACUAAGGAGGGGAAAGGAGGACAGGGAAAGAGAAGAGAAACAGAAGUUGAACAUUUCUUUCCACUCACUUCCAAGCCCUGA
Messenger RNA from Nomascus leucogenys (northern white-cheeked gibbon), 1713 nucleotides. It is a transcript of the gene FAM227A, whose product is annotated as family with sequence similarity 227 member A. NCBI's taxonomy places the organism in Eukaryota, Metazoa, Chordata, Mammalia, Primates, Hylobatidae. The record is from RefSeq and is a predicted model, not a curated record.